AGUGGGAGCAUGAGGAUGGGGACGAGGACGAGCGGCAAGCUGCUGGUGAAGAAGGCCUUGCAGACGUCCAGCUGGCUCCCUGGGAGAGGUACUUGGAGCUCUGGAGGGUGCUGCUGCUGCUGCCGCCCUCACCAGACCUUUGGAAUGUUGGCACGAAACGAGGAGGACGCGGAGGCAGUGGCCUGCCACCAACUGUACAGGCGGACCUGGACCGGAACUACGGACCUGCCGUACAACGCCAGCUGCGAGUCGCCAUGUACGACACCCUCAUGGCUGCCGUACUUGACACCAUCAGAAACCUGGAUCUGUCGUACAGUCCGGCGGAUGGCGACGGACCAGGAGCAGGAAUGUGCAGUGCCAGCAGGGAUGCAAACACCGGCCAUGGCGGUCGUGAUGGAGUGGCCGGAGAUGCUUCCAACGUCGGCGCCAACAACGGCGGUAUACUAGCC
Molecule: messenger RNA, 449 nt
Organism: Astrephomene gubernaculifera
Lineage: Eukaryota; Viridiplantae; Chlorophyta; Chlorophyceae; Chlamydomonadales; Astrephomenaceae
Source: the annotation of a GenBank genome assembly